GUGUGUGUGUGUGUGUGUGUGUGUGUGUUGGUUUUUGUGGUUUACAAGGACUUUUGACCUGAAUACGCACCAGCAUUACAGGGACAUUUGGGUUUAUGAGGACAGGGCCCAUGUCCUUAUAAUUCCGACAGUGUAGAUGCCUUUCUCUAUGUCCCAGAAGCUCCCUCUCAAAGUUUCGCGCCAUGUCCUAAUAUACCACAAAAAUCUGAAAUUUUACUAUACACUGUGUAUCCUCUGAGCUCGGGAGUGCGCCCCUGCAGCCCGGCCCCGGUACUGCAUCCGCGUCAUCGAAAAUUUGCAUAUUUUACACUUGUGUAAGUUUGGAGGCCGCUGAUUGGCUAGAUCGGCAUCGGAAGGCGGGAAAACAAAAUGGCGGCGGUGGGCGGGGCUACAUUCUGCCGCUAAUAGCGCCGUACAACGAGGCAAGUGUGACUGUUUGUAACUUCCUGUUUGGACCGGACACAAUCUGUGCACCUGAAGCGAAGACAUCUGUGGUGUGAAGCUGUUGGAAACAACUAUUAUAUGAAAGCUGACACAUAGGAUGGCUGAAGGUGUGAGGCGAAGGAGAAAGCUGAAGCCCGUGGAGGAGGCCAUACAGUUUUCACUUGAACAGAAAGACAAGAAUGGACUCGAGGGCAGGUUCAUCAGUCAUCUUAAAGGGAGGGGUGUGUUCAGCUGUACUGACUUUGAGAAAGGAGAUUUCCUGCUGGAAUACAGAGGAGACCUCAUCAGCAAAGAAGAAUGUGAGCGGAGGCAAAGAAUAUAUCACGAUGCACUUAAAGUUUUCAUGUUUGAGUUUCGCUACAAUGGAAAACUCCUCUGUGUCGAUGCAGCCCGAGAUGACGGUUCUCUUGGGCGGCUUGUAAACGAUGACCAUAUUAACCCAAACAGCAGGAUGAAGACGAUUCGUGUGGAUGGAAAACCUCACUUAUGUUUAUUUGCCACAAGGAGCAUCUGUCCUGGUGAAGAGAUCACAUAUGAUUAUGGUGAUUCUGAGUGGCCAUGGAGAUGCACGACUCUUAGUGUGGUUGAACCGUCCACUCUUGAAGUCAACACACUGUCCCAGUCAGAAGACACAGACGUAGAGAAGCUGAAAGUUGUCAGUGAUCAGUCAGAGUUGGACUUCAGUAUCUGUGCAGCCUCUGAAGGACUGGAAAAGGUGACUCUGAAGAAGGACCGGUUACUAUUGGAUGAUCAGGACUGUGUUGAGAAGAUGUCACCUGUCAAAGAGCAUGUGUUGAAUGAGGAGCAGAGCUUUUGUGCCCCAGUUGAAGGAGUUAAGGAGGUCUGCAGACAUGUUGUGGUCACUUCAGCAAUAUCAAGCAUGGAUAAAUGUGCUGAAUGUGUGGGACCUGUUGCAGCUCUCAAGUGGAUUGGCCUGAGAUGUAAAUUGUGCUCCAGUUUUUGGCAUAAGUCCUGCUAUCUGAAGCUUCAUGAAUGGGAUGGAAGACGGUCAUCGUGUGAAGUAAGUUCAGAGGAAGAUGAGCUGUCAGAUGAGGAUUACAUACCUCAGUCAGAGUCAGACCAUCAGUCAGACAGUUCAGAUGAGUUGACAACAAGACCAGCACGUUACGACCAAGCUAAACUCUUAGAUAUACAGGAAGCUGCGUCAUCUAAGUUUAGUGAACAUCUGAGAUCAGAUGUAACUACCCUGAAUGUGUCUAAGGGCAAAGGAAAAGGAGUCCUGAAGGUCAUGGAAGCAGCAAGUGUGUAUGAUGAGUCUGAUUUAAUGUGUCAUGAGGAGCAGUUUACUGAUUUUGAGACAGACAGUGAAUCAGACUUUCCCAGAAAGCAAGGCUCAGUGGUAUGCAGGUCAACAGAUGUGCUUAUGUCAUCACCUCAAUCACACAAUAGUAAGCUUUUGAAUUCAAAAAGCACAGUAACAUUGAGAGAAGAGAGGGAACGCAGCAUGGCUGGAGGUGAUCAUUGUGUGCAGUCACCAAAAAUCUCCUGUUCAGCAAAUAGGAAGAAUUAUUGUUACAUCUGUGGCAAACCUCAGUCCAAGUUAGCGCGCCAUUUGAAAACUCAUAUGGCUGAAGUUGAAGUUGUUCAGGCUUUGUCAAAGCUACUGUUAGCCAUGGAAAAGGGCUGUCUUCCUAAUCUUCAAGGCAAAUCCCUUGAUGACAUUGAGAUUGAAGAUGAGAUCAUCAUGACCGAUUCUGAUGACAGUGAUCCUGAAGAAAGUGAAUCUGAUGAUGAGGCUCUUGCUGGAGCUGCGGGAAACUCCAGUAAUGCUGGUGUUCAGAAGAUGCCCAUUGAGAGCACCACUGAACUUCCUGAAGAGAGUGAGAGUGAGGCAGAAACUGAAAACCCACGGAGAGGGCAGAAGGUGUCCUGGUCAAACGCUGAAGUUACAGCUGUAAUGAAACAUUUUGAGGGCCACAUAGCUAAAGGAAAACUGGCCACACUGACUGAAUGCCAGCAGUGUAAAUCUGCUGAGGAUCCUGUUUUGGUGAGACGCAGUGCACAGAACAUAAGGGAUUUUGUAAGAAAUCGAGGAAUUAGCUUAAAAAGGAAAACCCAAAGCAAGUGAUGUUACAGUACAUUUUGUGUGUUCUUGAUGCCAUUCAAUUAACAUUAGCACUUUGGCUGUUGUUUUUAUUUCCCAUAGUGCAAUACUGUUAUGCCAGCAAUUCAUACGAAUAUCUCCUUGUAGAAAUCGAGGUUGACUGUUAGUUUGUCAAAAAUUACAAAAUUGUGUCAAUUUCUCAUUGAUUUUUGGAUGACCUGUCCCUUAAAGAGAAUUUAACUUCCAGAAUGAAAACUGUCAUCAUGUACUCACCCUCCACUUGAUCCGGACCUGCAUCAGUUUCUUUCUUCUGUUGA
Carassius auratus (goldfish) is the source of this 2826-nucleotide messenger RNA. RefSeq lists its product as uncharacterized. The record is from RefSeq and is a predicted model, not a curated record. Lineage: Eukaryota; Metazoa; Chordata; Actinopteri; Cypriniformes; Cyprinidae. The transcript has 15 exons. Bases 542 to 2533 code for a protein of 663 amino acids. Gene Ontology annotation, molecular function: transcription regulator activity; protein binding; histone H4K20 methyltransferase activity. Gene Ontology annotation, biological process: regulation of DNA damage response, signal transduction by p53 class mediator; regulation of transcription by RNA polymerase II. Gene Ontology annotation, cellular component: polytene chromosome; nucleus.